AUGUCUGAUCUGCUACCAAUUGCCACUUACAAUCUAAAUGUGGAGCCAUACACUCCUGUACCAGCUAUUGAUGCGACAAGACCCGUCACUAUCCGUUUAACAAUGGCCGCUAUGAAUCCUGACUCUUAUGAUGACGAUAAGUCUCCCUCCACCUUGAGAAUCAUUAAGAGAAACCCAGACUACGAUUCUGAUGGUGACAUUCUAGGUGAUUCUGAAGAUGAAGACGAAGAAGAAGAGGAUGAUGAAGAAGAAGAGGAAGAAGAGGAAGAAAAAGACACCAAGAAGGGCAAAAAGCAAGAGAAUAAAAAGGCUUUAAAAGGUAAGAAGGAAGAAUCUGAAUCUGAAUCCGAAGAUGAAGAUGACAUUCAAGAAGACGACUCUGAAGAAGGCAGCGAAUUCGAAGAUGAUGAAGAAUUCGAAGAAUACGUUUUGGUCACAUUAUCUCCUGAAACCCAGUACCAACAAUCCUUAGACUUGACCAUCGCUCCUGAAGAAGAAGUCCAAUUUGUGGUCACCGGUUCUUACGGAAUCACGGUUUCUGGUAACUACAUUAAACAUCCAUUCGACGCACCUUUCUUAAGUGAAAGUGAUGAAGAAGAUGAAGAAGAUGAGCAUCAUCAUCACCAUCACCAUCACCAUGAUGAUGAGGAAGAGGAAGAUAGUGAUGAAUAUGAUUUAACUCCAGAUGAAGAUGAAGUUAUCAAUGAUGAAUUAGACGACUUGGAAGACGCUAGUGAUGUAGAAAGCCGUAUUGAAGAGUUAAUCGAUCAAGAAGAUCAAAGCAAGAAGAACAAAAAGAGGAAGCAAGAGGUAACUCAAGAAUCUGAACAAACUGAUUCCAAAAAAGCUAAGAAGGAUAAGAAGGAAACCGAAAAGAAACAACCUGCAGAAGAACCAAAGAAAGAUGCUAAGAAAGAUAAGAAGGAAAAGAAAGUAGAAUUCAAGAAGGACUUGGAAGAAGGUCCUACCAAGAAACCUAAGACCAAGGCAUUGGAAGGUGGUGUUGUCAUUGAAGAUCGUACCGUUGGUAAAGGUGCACAAGCUAAGAGAGGGUCCAAAGUGGGUAUGAGAUACAUCGGUAAACUAAAGAACGGCAAAGUCUUUGACAAGAACACUAGCGGUAAACCUUUUGUUUUCAAAUUAGGUGUUGGUGAAGUGAUCAAGGGCUGGGAUAUUGGUGUUGCCGGUAUGGCCGUUGGCGGUGAACGUAGAAUUGUAAUUCCUGCCCCAUACGCUUACGGUAAACAGGCUCUACCUGGUCUUCCAGCCAAUUCUGAGCUAACUUUCGAUGUUAAAUUAGUUUCUUUGAAAUAG
Messenger RNA from Zygosaccharomyces rouxii, 1314 nucleotides. It is a transcript of the gene FPR3, whose product is annotated as peptidylprolyl isomerase FPR3. The record is from RefSeq and is a predicted model, not a curated record. Bases 1 to 1314 code for a protein of 437 amino acids. Gene Ontology annotation, molecular function: macrolide binding; peptidyl-prolyl cis-trans isomerase activity. Gene Ontology annotation, cellular component: chromatin; nucleolus. NCBI's taxonomy places the organism in Eukaryota, Fungi, Ascomycota, Saccharomycetes, Saccharomycetales, Saccharomycetaceae. The transcript has a single exon.